AUGAUCAACACCUUCCACGCUCACGUCACCACCUUCCACUCUCACGUCACCACCUUCCAUGCUCACUUCACCACCUUCCACUCUCACGUCACCACCUUCCGCUCUCACGUCACCACCUUCCACGCUCACAUCACCAUCUUCCACGCUCACUUCACCACCUUCCACUCUCACGUCACCACCUUCCAUUGUCACGUCACCAUCUUCCAUGCUCAAGUCACUACCUUCCACUCUCACGUCACCACCUUCCACGUUCACGUCACCACCUUCCACUCUCACGUCACCACUUUCCACUCUCAUGUCACCACCUGUCACUCUCACGUCACCACCUUCCACGCUCACACCACCACCUUCCGGUCACCUUUUAGUGUCACGACGACACUUUGA
Messenger RNA from Haliotis rubra (blacklip abalone), 384 nucleotides. RefSeq lists its product as uncharacterized. The transcript has a single exon. Bases 1 to 384 code for a protein of 127 amino acids. The record is from RefSeq and is a predicted model, not a curated record. NCBI's taxonomy places the organism in Eukaryota, Metazoa, Mollusca, Gastropoda, Lepetellida, Haliotidae.